Hydra vulgaris (swiftwater hydra) is the source of this 1502-nucleotide messenger RNA. RefSeq lists its product as uncharacterized. Gene Ontology annotation, biological process: DNA repair. Gene Ontology annotation, molecular function: DNA binding; ubiquitin-protein transferase activity. NCBI's taxonomy places the organism in Eukaryota, Metazoa, Cnidaria, Hydrozoa, Anthoathecata, Hydridae. The record is from RefSeq and is a predicted model, not a curated record.
GCGAUAUUUUCAAAUUAUCAUAUGUGAAUUUUAUAAAAAUGGCGUUAUAUUGUGCCUCAUGUGGAGCUAAUUUAAAGCUUGAGGACAAUUUCUGUACAUUUUGUGGAAAUAAGAAAAAGGUUAAAGAAGAAGAGGAAGUAAAUAUUCGCAUAAAUGAAAAACUUGCUCUUAGCGACUUUCAAAAGUAUAAAACUGUCGAGAGGAAAUCUAGGUUUAAAAGAAAAUCUUUUGCACCGAUAAUUUCCAAUGACUCUCUAAAAAAAAGUCGUUCUAUUGAGAAUGUAACAAUAAAUGUUGGUAUUAUGAAAAAUAAUGGUAAAGAUGAAAUUAACAUUGUGAGGGGAAGUAAAUUGCCUAUACAUGUCCCAAGGCAAGGUAAUGCAAAGAUGGUUUUUGAAAUCGCUUGUGGAAAACAUGCAGAUCAUAACCAAUUUUUUUGUUAUAACGAUAACUGGGUACUACUAUAUCCUGAUAAAAAAAAAGCUGAAUAUGUUCCAGGCACUAACUCUUUGUUUACAGUUGAAAAGUAUAAAGAAAGUUUAAACAAACCAUUUUCAAAGAUAGACUUAUAUCUGUGUAAGCAAAGUAUUUUAAAUCUAGAAAAUAAAGAAGUCACCGAUUUAAACAAUGACAGCUCUAUUUCGGAUUUAGAUAACUUCUGUUUUCAAUAUCAUAGUGAAGAUUUCAAUAAUAACACUUUGUCAAAUAAUUAUCUUGGAGAUUUUCCAGAAAAAUUAUCUAUUGAAAAUAAUCAAUCAUUUUCUUAUUUUGGUGUUGUUGACAGUAAAUCUGUAAAAAAUUUUAAAGAUAUUUCUUCACAACAAACAGCCAGUCAAUCUAGUUCAGGCGUCAGCUGCGGUCUUUGUCCUGUAUGUAAUCAAAGGUUUCCUUUUUCAGUGCUUGAACAACAUGCAGAUAAUUGUUUAAAAAAUAAAGAAAAGCAAAUGGUAUAUUUGAUUGAUUCUGAUGACUUAAUUGAUUUGACUAAUAGUUAUGAAAAAGAACAAGAUUUUGAUAAACCUGAGAAUAUAAAUGAUCUUAAAAAAAAGAUUCCAGUUUUAAUAAAACAACUCAGUGAUAUACAUGAUGGCGAUGUCAGAAUAAAUGUUCGUCGUCAGUUUGAAUUUGAAGACUUCCACAAAUUUUUUACCAAAAGUUGGAACAAGGAUAAAAUCCACAAUUUAUACAAGUUUUCAUUUGUUGGUGAGCCUGCUAUCGAUACAGGUGGAGUGUCUCGAAAAUUCUAUUCAGGUUAAAUUUAUAUGCAGAGUUGUUAAUAAGGCUAAAAUAUAGCAAGGCUAAUGUUAAAUGUUACUUAGCAAACAACAAGGCUAAAAUGUUUCAUGACCAAGGAAUUAAUUCUUUUAAUUAAAAGCAAGCCUGAGGAUUAACAACUCUGUUUAUAUGUAUCAAUAGUGUUAAUUGUUGUUUUUUAAAAGUUUUGGUUGAUUAUUUAAAGUUUUUUUGACUAAUUGUUUUUUAUUUUUUGUAUCUGAUCUUUU